Messenger RNA from Loxodonta africana (African savanna elephant), 4597 nucleotides. It is a transcript of the gene ZNF319, whose product is annotated as zinc finger protein 319. The coding region runs from base 360 to 2117 and encodes 585 amino acids. The record is from RefSeq and is a predicted model, not a curated record. NCBI's taxonomy places the organism in Eukaryota, Metazoa, Chordata, Mammalia, Proboscidea, Elephantidae. The transcript has 2 exons.
GCCGCGCCGCCGCCGAUGGAGCCGGAAUAAAGGGGCGGCCGUGAGAGCAGCCGGUUGCCGCCCGCACGCUCUACCCGCGCCCGGCCCCGCGGGCGGCCUGGAGCAGAACUGAUCGUCAAGGAAGGCGGAUCCCUCCUGGCAUGCUGGAACCCUGCCCGGAAGAGCGCUCUGUCCAGUCCACAGAGCCCUGUAGUCUGACUUCUUGCUUCAUGAGUUGGGACUUCUGACCAGUCCCUCUGCUGUGCCUUGUCUGAGGUCCUUGUCCAUCCCCAAACUUGGGCAGCUUCUCUCUGGGUUGAGUCACCUUAAGUGGGAAACUGAAGCCAUUACUCUCCAAACCCUGUUUCAUCUUCCCAAGCAUGUCAGAAAGCUGGCAGCAGCCGCCACAGACGCAGCCGCAGCAGCCACAGCAGCCACAGCCUCCACAGCCUCAGCACCAUGCAGAGCCACCACCAGCCCUGGCUGAGCACACGCUGCCCACAGGCACGGCCGAGAACCCCCUGGGCUGUGCCGUCUAUGGCAUCCUCCUGCAGCCUGACCCAGGCCUGCAGCCCCCGCAGCACGCGCCCCUGCAGGCGGCAGGUGAGCCUAGCCCCAAGUGUGGGGUGUGUGGGCACGACCUGGCGCACCUGUCCAGCCCACAUGAACACCAGUGCCUGGCGGGCCACGACCGCUCAUUCCAGUGUACCCAGUGUCUCAAGAUCUUCCACCAGGCCACUGACCUGCUGGAGCACCAGUGUGUGCAGGCGGAACAGAAGCCUUUUGUCUGUGGUGUCUGCAAGAUGGGCUUCUCACUGCUCACCUCGCUGGCACAGCACCACAGCGCACACAGCAGUGCCGGCGGCCUGGUAAAAUGUUCCAUCUGUGAGAAGACCUACAAGCCAGCAGAGGCGGCUGAGCCAGCGGCCACCGCUGCCCCGGCGCUGCCCCCGGCACCUACUGUCACCACUGCUGAACAGACGGACAAGCCCUACAGCUGCUCCAUCUGCCAGAAACCCUUCAAGCACCUGUCGGAGCUCUCACGGCAUGAGCGGAUCCACACGGGGGAGAAGCCGUACAAGUGCACGUUGUGCGACAAGAGCUUCAGCCAAUCGUCCCACCUGGUGCACCACAAGCGCACGCACAGCGCCGAGCGGCCCUACAAGUGCGCGGUCUGCGAAAAGACCUUCAAGCACCGCUCUCACCUGGUGCGCCACAUGUACGCGCACUCGGGCGAGCACCACCUGUUCCGCUGCAACGUGUGUGAGCUGCACUUCAAGGAGUCGUCGGAGCUGCUGCAGCACCCGUGCACGCCGAGCGGGGAGCGGCCCUUCCGCUGCGGCGAGUGCCAGAAGGCCUUCAAGCGGCCGUCGGACCUGCGGCAGCACGAGCGCACGCACAGCGCCGAGCGGCCCUUCAAGUGUGACCUGUGCCCCAUGGGCUUCAAGCAGCAGUACGCGCUGAUGCGGCACCGGCGCACGCACAAGACCGAGGAGCCCUUCAAGUGCGGCCUGUGCGAGAAGGGCUUCGGGCAGCCCAGCCACCUGCUCUACCACCAGCACGUACACACCCUCGAGACCCUCUUCAAGUGCCCUGUGUGCCAGAAGGGCUUCGACCAGUCGGCCGAGCUGCUGCGGCACAAGUGCCUGCCCGGCGCUGCCGAGCGGCCCUUCAAGUGCCCUGUGUGCAACAAGGCCUACAAGCGGGCGUCAGCCCUUCAGAAGCACCAGCUGGCCCACUGCGCGGCCGCCGAAAAGCCCCUGCGCUGCACCCUGUGCGAGCGCCGCUUUUUCUCCUCCUCGGAGUUCGUGCAGCACCGCUGUGACCCAGCCCGUGAGAAGCCGCUCAAGUGCCUGGACUGCGAGAAGCGCUUCAAGUACGCGUCCGACCUGCAGCGGCACCGGAGGGUGCACACGGGCGAGAAGCCCUACAAGUGCCCCAAUUGCGACAAGGCCUUCAAGCAGCGUGAGCAUCUCAACAAGCACCAAGGUGUGCACGCGCGCGAGCAGCAGUUCAAGUGCGUGUGGUGCGGCGAGCGCUUCCUGGACGUGGCUCUGCUGCAGGAGCACAGCGCACAGCACAGCGCAGCUGCCGCAGCCGCCGAGGGCGCCUACCAGGUGGCCGCCUGCCUGCCCUAAGCUCACAGGGGCCCCCACAGGCCCAGCCUCCCACCCAGCUUGGUGUUCCAAGGUCCCCGAGCACAGAGAGGGCAGUGGGCAGAUGGGGGGGGGGUGGUUGCCCGACACUCCUGGCCGUGGCCUGGGUUGGGGCAGCUUGAUUGCUGUGGCUGGCCCUGAUUCCCGAAGCCUCUUUCACAUCAUGGGAUUAGGUUUCUUGAGGGGACCUGGAGCCAGACCGGAAGUCAAGUGACCUCUCCCCACCCCAAGGAGGGGGUGAUGCCAGCCCAACCUUCCCGACCCCUUUCAGCCUGAUUAGAAACCAGAUAGGUUAGGAAAGAGAAUGACCACGGCAGAGCCUGGAGAAGGGCCCGCACCCAGAGGGCAGUCAGAUGUAGGGCAAAAACCAAAACCAAACCUGUUGUCACGGUGAUGACUCGUGUCGUCGACACCGUAUGUGACAGAGUGGAAGUGCUCCACAGGGUUUUCUUGGCUGUAAUCUUUACAGAAGCGAAUUCUCAGGUCUUUCUUCUGUGGCACCUCUGGGUGGGUUUGAACCCCCAACCUUUAGGUUAGUAGUCAAGUGCAAACCAUCUGUGCCACCCAGGGACCUUGGAUGUAGGGCAACCCCCCUCAAAUUGCUGUUUGGGGGAGCAGGCCAGAUUUGUGACAUGGUCCUGGGGACCAGGAGGGCAGGCAGUGAGCCACAUGUUUUUUGUCUGCUCCCACUUGGGAUGCCUGUGCCUGGCAGGUUAUCUGACGGGCAAGAUGUACCAGCUGAGGUCUCAGGGUUGGGUCUACCCAGAGAGUGGCCGGCCCAGGCAGAGGGGGGCCAGAGAAGUCCUCUGACACCCUUGGCUGGGGCUGGUCCCGUCCGGGGGAAAGGAGCAAAGGCGGCCUCUUUUUGCUGAGGGCUGAUUCUGCUGUUUUGGAAGCACCCUUCCGACCUUUGCAGCAUCGCUGGCGCAGUGCUGGGCAAUGUGCUGUCAGCCAGACAGAAGUGGUGUGUGAGGAGGGGACUCUUAGACCACUGGGGCCAGGAGCAAGCAGGCAAGCCCAGGGUUUCCUCAGUAGAAACACACAAGUGUCCUUCCCCUAAAUUAUGUGAGCCAAAGCAUCAAGGGUGUGGCUGGGAACAGCCUCUAACCCCAGGUGCCCUCCCAGCCCCUGGGAAUUUUCCCCCAGCCAGUCAGUCCGACUGCUGGCCUGGACCCUAGGGGCCUUGUGCUAACAGGAUGCCUGGGACAACAUCCAGCUAUUUCCAAGGCCAGAGCAUUCUCCCUUGGGUGCUUCUAGGGUCCUUCUGGAUCUCUGGCUGCCCACAGAGCUCAAGGAGCCUCAGGUGUCCAGGGCUUAGGGAAUGGGUGGUGGAAGAAGGACAGAAGUAGAUGAUGUACUUGGCAGGGAGAUGGAGUCAAUCGCCACGGCUGGAUGGCCUAGGCCCUCCACAGACUCACCUGGCCCCUCCUCAGGAAGCCCAGAAAAACCAAAAUCAAAUCUAUUGCCACUGAGUUGAUUCCAACUCACAGUGACCCCAUGUGUUACAGAAUGGAGCUGCUCCAUAGGGUUUUCUUGGCUGUAAUCUCUGUGGAAGCAGAUCACCAGGCCUUUCUUCCACAGCACCUCUGAGUGGGUUCGAACCACCAACCUUUCAGUUAGCUGAUAGCGAACCGUUUAUGCCACCCAGGCACCCUUGGGAAGCCCAGAGGGACAUUUAUUAUCCAGGUUAUUAUUUUGAACCCAGCUCUGCUCCCUGCCCUCCUCCAGCCCUACCUCUCCCUGGUCAUGGGUCUUGAAAGAAGACUUUUAACCAGUGCACCAAGGGCCCCGAGAAGGAGGGAAAUGCUCCUUUGCCUCUCUCUCACCUUACGAAGUCUGAAAAGCCCACAUAUGCCUCCUCAAUCUAACUGGGUCCCCCUCCUAUGCCCACAGAGGGACGGCUCCUCCCCCCUUGGCGCUGGCUCUUGGUCACAAUGCCUCAAAAGACAUGGAACCCAAGCUUACAAAGUCCCAACUGCUAAUUUUUUCCUUUCAUUUUGCUUUCUAAAAGCAUUUUGUUAUACCAUUCAUUAUAUUGUAUAGUUUAAUUUCAUGUCAUUUUGGAUCUUAUAUAAAAAUCAGAAUUUGGAUUUUUAAAAAGGAUGACUCCAUUUUAGGUAGCCACUUUUGAUGUUAAUAUAUAGUGAGUCCAAUGUACUCUUUAGAAGUAAAGACAUUGACUGUCACAGACCAAAGCACAACUUUUUCUGGUCGUUCUUCUACAGGGGAAUGGGCUGCGGAGGGGGAGAGUGGGGUGCUCAGGCCAGGCAGUAGGCUUGCGGUAGAAACAGAGGGCUGGGUUCGACUCCUGAGCUUCAAUUGUUCUGGCUGUGGAAUCUUGGGCAAAUCACUUAACCUCUUUGAGACUCAGUUGCCUCAUCUGUAAAAUGGAGAGUUUAACACUCAUCUUAGUUAUUGUGAGAAUUGAAUAAGUUCAUGUAUGGAGGCUCUGCUGGGAAAGG